AUGAGUUUCGAAAAGUCCCACGUUUUAAAGCUAUACUGCCAUAGGCUAGCAAAGUCACUCGUACCGAGAGAGCUAGGGGAGGAAUACAUCAACAGUGUUGCCGAUGACUUGUUCUCGGUAAUGCAGGGCCCUCCUCAUCGAGGAACAGACAUUUCCACAAUCGUCAACAAAUGCAAAGCCCGGUUUCUAAGCAACAACUUCAAAGAAGAAUGGGCGCAGUUCCAAAAUAUCCUACAUUCACUAACCGGGAUGAAGACGCUAGACCAGAUAGCCAACUAUCUUGUCUUUUUGGACGCUUUAAGAGGCGAGGACAUGGUGCCUGAGCUUCGAGGGACGACUGCAUCACAACACGUGCCGCGGAUACAGCUGAGAAGCGGCAAGACCUUGGCGCAGCUCAUUAAGCCCUACUACGAUUCGCUUCCCGAGAAGGAAAUCUUAACGUAUCUUCCGUAUACUCUCCGAGGCAUGGACUCCAAAUUGGUGACUUUUGUCGACAAUUACAGACAGUUGGAAAUCCCCCUGACGAUCAAUGAAAGUUACAGCGGUAUGCUAAGACAACUUUUCGAGUAUGCAUUGUUGUUCAAGCAAUUGUCGCUUCUAGUCGAGCAAGAUCGAGCUAACCUCAGUCUGGCGGUGCAUUCGGCGUUUGUAGCGUUGAUUGAAGAAGCUCUCAAGAGUUAUUCAAGUUUCUUGAAUGAGAUUUUCACGAGACUGCCGUCGUCGAUUUUGUCAGUUUACGUUGACUUGUCUCCCUGGCUACCAAAAUUGAGGUUUUUAUAUCGAAUGGCGCUCAGAUUGGGGUCUCUAGAUGGGUUUGGAUUCCUCACUUAUGUCUACAAGUUCACCAAGUUUGGAGACGACAAUAUCCUGGUUAUAGCAAAAAAGGCAUUUGGAGCGAUGCUGCUACCGUAUUUCAAGAUUGUCGAGUCCUGGUGUGUCAAGGGCGACUUGGUGGAUGACCACAAUGAGUUUUUCGUUUCUUUCGAUCUGACGCAAACAAAAUUCAACAAUAUCAUCGUUUACCAUCGAGAUAAAGUACCGGAAUUUAUCCAAAACUUUAGCGAAAAAGUAUUUCAAAUCGGGAAAACAUUAAUUUUUUUGAAUCGAUACUGCCGCGAAUUGGAGUGGAUCAACCAGUUCUAUGUCAAGUAUUCGACAAAGUUGUUUGCACCAGGUCGUAAUGGCCUAGUCUCUAUGAAUGAAAAUGUAAAAAUGAGUUUCAUAGACGAGGCUUUCGAUGAAGUCUUGAGCUUUUUCACCAGGACUCUUCAUAAAAAAUAUAAUUUACUAGCGCACUUGAUCAAUUUCAAAAGGUACUACUUGAUGGAACAAAAUGACUUUAUCGAGUCCAUCAUGGAAAAGGGCCAGUCCACUUUGAAUGAGCCCGCUGUUAAUAUCACGGCGAGUCAAUUGGACACGAUUUUAAAUGACGCCAUCCAGGCCUCUACUGUUAAGAAUCUGCAAUCGAUCGAUAGAGUAGAUAUGAAGAUCUUUACCUCGGAAACGGGAAGUUACGGGUGGGAGGCGUUUUUGAUCAAUUACAAGAUUGACGAUUUACCGUUUAGUUUCCUUAUCGAGGAUCAAAUCUCGGACUAUUUAAAGAUGUUUCAUCUUUUGCGCAAACUUCGGCAUUUGGAAAUGUUGUUGAACUCAAAUUACGAAAUGUACUCGAGGCUCAGCCGCACAAUCGUUAACCUCACACGGGAUCACCAACAUAAAAACAAGUUCAGAGCCAUCAUUGGGAUAAACUUGAUGAGGAACCACCUCAAACGAGUCUUGCUGGGCCUAGGCUCUUAUUUGUCAUACGACGUUGUCGAGGAGUCGUUCGAGAGUAUUAUAAUCAAAAGGUUUUUCUUUAAUGACAAUGACACGGAGCUCUUGCUAGAUCGUGACGCUCUUGAACUUCCGGAAAAGAUGGAGGAAAAAUUCAAUGUCAACAAAUUGACAAUUGAUGAAAUCAUCAGCACUCACGGUAACUACUUGCACCAGAUCGCCUACACGGAUAUUCUCAACGAGGAAGUUGUAGGUAGAAAGUCCAACAUGUGUUUUAUCUACCAAAUUUACGACUUGCUACAGACGAUCUACGACUUUAUCUCCGCGGAUCAAGAAUAUCAUGCGCUAGUGUAUGAUUUCGUGUUGCUUUCAAAGAAAUCAUCCGAAGAUUUUGAAGCGGAGGACGACCUUGAAGAAGUGUUGAGCAAGAUGGCCAAAGUGUUUCGAAGGCUCAAGUUGGAUAUUUACCAGACGGAGUUUUUGCCGCAGUUGAGCAUCUUGAAGGAGGAUCUCAACUUGAACGAGAAUACCCAGGAUUUCGGAAUGAGUUUGUAA
This is a messenger RNA of Lodderomyces beijingensis, 2328 nucleotides long. The record is from the annotation of a GenBank genome assembly. NCBI's taxonomy places the organism in Eukaryota, Fungi, Ascomycota, Pichiomycetes, Serinales, Debaryomycetaceae.